UACCUGAUGGUGAACUCCUCGCAGCACGCCCCGGGCCAGAAAGCUCACCUGCUUUUCCAAGCGUUGAGCGAGAAUGACACCCACUGCCUCCAGUUCAGCUACUUCAUGUACAGCCGGGACGGGCACAGCCCUGGCACCCUCAGUGCCUACGUGCGGGUGACGGGGGGCCCGGUGGGCAGCGCCGUCUGGAACGCCUCCGGCUCCCAUGGCCGCCAGUGGCACCAGGCGGAGUUGGCCGUCAGCUUGUUCUGGCCCAACGAGUACCAGGUCCUCUUCGAGGCGGUGGUCUCCAGCGAGCGCAGGGGUUAUCUUGGCUUGGAUGACAUUUUGCUCUUGAAUUAUCCGUGCUCGAAAGCUCCUCAUUUCUCCCGCCUGGGGGACGUGGAGGUCAACGCGGGGCAGAAUGCCACCUUCCAGUGCGUGGCUGCUGGCAAGGCCGCCGAGGCCGAGAGGUUCCUCAUGCAGAGGCAGAGUGGUGAGGUGGUCCCUGCGGCCUCCGUGAAGCACAUCAGCCACCGGCGCUUCCUGGCCACCUUCCAGCUGGACGAGGUGACCAAGGAGGAGCAGGACCUCUACCGCUGCGUCACCCAGUCCAGCCGUGGCUCGGGCGUCUCCAACUUCGCCGAGCUCAUCGUGAAAGAGCCCCCCACACCCAUCGCACCCCCCCAGCUGCUCCGGGCAGGCUCCACCUACCUCAUCAUCCAACUCAACACCAACUCCAUCAUCGGCGACGGCCCCAUCGUGCGCAAGGAGAUCGAGUACCGCAUGACCUCGGGGCCCUGGUCGGAGGUCCACGCCGUCAACAUGCAGACCUACAAGCUCUGGCACCUGGAUCCUGACACGGAAUAUGAGAUCAGUGUCCUGCUCACCCGGCCCGGCGAGGGGGGCACCGGCAAACCGGGGCCACCCCUCAUCAGCCGCACCAAGUGCGCAGAGCCCAUGCGGGCCCCCAAAGGCUUGGCUUUCUCCGAAAUCCAGUCCAGGCAGCUGACCUUGCAGUGGGAGCCCUUGGGUUACAACCUGACCCGCUGUCACACCUACACCGUCUCGCUCUGCUACCGCUAUUUCGUGGGCACCGGCCACAACCAAACCUUCCGAGAGUGCGUCAAGAUGGAGCGCAACGCCAACCGCUACACCAUCAAGAACCUCCUGCCCUACAAGAACAUCCACGUCAAGCUCAUCCUCUCCAACCCCGAGGGUCGCAAGGAGGGCAAGGAGGUGAUAUUCCAGACGGAUGAGGAUGUGCCCGGCGGCAUCGCCUCGGAGUCCCUCACCUUCACCCCGCUGGAGGACAUGAUAUUUCUGAAGUGGGAGGAACCAGUGGAGCCCAAUGGGCUCAUCACGCAGUACGAGAUCAGCUACCAGAGCAUCGAGUCCUCCGACCCGGCCGUCAACGUGCCCGGCCCGCGACGCACCGUCUCCAAACUACGCAACGAGACCUACCACGUCUUCUCCAACCUCCACCCCGGCACCACCUACCUCUUCUCGGUGCGGGCCCGCACCGGCAAGGGCUUUGGCCAGACGGCGCUCACCGAGAUCACCACCAACAUCUCCGCUCCCACCUUCGACUAUGGGGACAUGCCAUCACCACUGAGUGAGUCGGAGAGCACCAUCACGGUGCUGCUGCGGCCGGCGCAGGGCAGAGGGGCUCCCAUCAGCACCUACCAGGUCAUUGUAGAAGAAGACCGGCCCAAGAAGCUCAAGCGGGAGCUGGGUGGGCAGGAGUGCUUCCCAGUGCCGCUCACCUUCGAUGACGCCGUGUCCCGGGGCUCCGUGCACUAUUUUGGGGCUGAGCUGCCCGCCAGCAGCCUCACCGAAGCCAAACCCUUCACCGUGGGGGACAACCAGACCUACAGCGGCUACUGGAACCCACCACUGGAGCCCAAGAAGGCGUAUCUCAUCUACUUCCAAGCCAUGAGCAACCUCAAAGGGGAAACCCGGCUGAACUGCGUCCGGAUCGCCCGAAAAGCCGCCUGCAAGGAGAGCAAACGUCCCCUGGAGGUGUCGCAGCACUCGGAGGAGAUGGGCCUGAUCCUGGGCAUCUGUGCCGGAGGGCUCAUCGUCCUGAUUAUCCUCCUGGGAGCCAUCAUCGUCGUCAUUCGGAAAGGGAGGAACUACUAUUCUUAUUCCUAUUACCCAAAACCUGUCAACAUGACCAAAGCCACCAUUAACUACCGCCACGAGAAGACGCACAUGAUGAGUGCCAUCGACAGGAGCUUCACCGACCAGAGCACGCUGCAGGAGGACGAGCGCCUGGGGCUCUCCUUCAUGGACACCCACAACUACAGCAACCGGGGUGACCAGCGCAGCAGCGUGGUCAACGAGUCCAGCAGCCUCCUGGGGGGUUCUCCCCGCCGCCAGUGCGGCCGCAAAGGGUCCCCAUAUCACACCGGGCAGCUCCAUCCCGCCGUCCGGGUGGCAGAUCUCCUCCAGCAUAUCAACCAGAUGAAGACAGCAGAAGGCUAUGGCUUCAAGCAGGAGUACGAGAGCUUCUUUGAAGGCUGGGAUGCUUCGAAGAAGAAAGACAAGACCAAAGGGAGACAGGAUCAUGUCUCGACAUAUGACCGCCACCGGGUGAAGCUGCACCCACUGCUGGGCGAUCCCAACUCAGACUACAUCAACGCCAACUACAUUGAUGGCUACCACAGGUCCAACCACUUCAUAGCCACUCAAGGGCCCAAGCAGGAGAUGGUCUAUGACUUCUGGCGCAUGGUGUGGCAGGAGCACUGUUCCAGCAUCGUGAUGAUAACCAAACUGGUGGAGGUGGGCCGGGUGAAAUGCUCCAAAUACUGGCCUGAUGACUCCGAGAUGUAUGGGGACAUCAAGAUCACCCUGGUGAAGUCGGAGACACUGGCUGAGUACGCCGUCCGCACCUUCGCUCUGGAGAGGAGGGGCUACUCGGCUCGGCACGAGGUGAAGCAGUUCCACUUCACAUCGUGGCCUGAGCACGGUGUCCCCUACCACGCCACGGGGCUGCUGGCCUUCAUCCGCAGGGUGAAGGCGUCCACGCCGCCCGACGCUGGCCCCAUCGUCAUCCACUGCAGUGCUGGCACGGGGAGAACCGGCUGCUACAUCGUCCUGGACGUUAUGUUGGACAUGGCCGAGUGCGAGGGCGUCGUGGACAUCUACAACUGCGUGAAGACCUUGUGCUCACGGAGGAUCAACAUGAUACAAACAGAGGAGCAGUACGUCUUCAUCCACGAUGCCAUCCUGGAAGCCUGCCUGUGCGGGGAGACCAGCAUCCCCGCCAACGAGUUCAAGCCCACCUACAAGGAGAUGGUGAGGAUAGAGCCACAGAGCAACUCCUCGCAGCUGCGGGAAGAGUUUCAGACCCUGAAUUCGGUGACUCCCCACCUGGAUGUGGAGGAGUGCAGCAUCGCCCUCCUGCCCCGCAACCGGGAGAGGAACCGCAGCAUGGACGUCCUGCCGCCCGACCGAUGCCUUCCCUUCCUCAUCUCCGUGGACGGAGACAGCAACAACUACAUCAACGCGGCCUUAACUGAUAGCUACACCAAGAGCGCUGCCUUCAUCGUCACCCUGCACCCGCUGCAGAACACCACCACCGACUUCUGGCGGUUGGUGUAUGACUAUGGCUGCACCUCCAUCGUCAUGCUCAACCAGCUCAACCAGUCCAACUCCGCCUGGCCCUGUUUGCAGUACUGGCCCGAGCCGGGGCUCCAGCAUUACGGCCCCAUGGAGGUGGAGUACGUUUCCGGAGCGGCUGAUGAGGACAUCGUGUCCCGUCUCUUCCGAGUCCAGAACAUCACACGGUUGCAGGAGGGACACCUGAUGGUCCGGCAUUUCCAGUACCUGCGGUGGUCACCAUAUCGAGACACCCCGGACUCCAAGAAAUCCUUCCUGCACCUCUUGGCCCAAGUGGAGAGGUGGCAGAAGGAGAGUGGCGAUGGCAGGACGGUGGUGCACUGCCUGAAUGGAGGUGGCCGGAGCGGCACCUUCUGUGCCUCCACCAUGAUCCUGGAGAUGAUCAAGUGUCACAACAUGGCAGAUGUUUUCUAUGCUGCAAAGACCCUCCGCAACUACAAGCCAAAUAUGGUAGAGACCUUGGAGCAGUAUCAUUUUUGCUAUGACAUAGCACUGGAAUAUCUGGAGUCCCUGGAGACCAGAUAGCACCUCGCCAGCAGCGCGGCAGCAAGGGCUUGCCCGGGGGUCGUGCCAACCGUGCGUUUCGCACUCGGACGUUGCGUUAGUGCUGAAGGUGAGGAGGGGAAACAGCCAAGGACCUGACGAGACAACCCAUCCGAUCGAGAAAAAACGAAGGGACGUGGGGACGUGUGGGCCGCUCCCCGUCUUCACCCUCCGCUCUCCAUCUUUCCUUCCUGCCCCGAGCGUGUCCGAGCGGCCGUAGGUCGGAUGCCACGACUUGUCCUGUCCCGUCCCUGCAUCGCUUUGAGUCACGGUCGUGGGGUGGGUGUGAGGAGGAUGUGGCCCCGCGGCGCUGCCUGGGCAUCUCUGAAGCAGCUGGAGAGGAGGCCAGAGAGAGGAGGAGGAGGACAGAAGGAGCCGAGGCCGUUUCCCAGCAGGGAAGGAUGGAUAUUUGGAGAAGAAACGUUGCUUUCUGAAUUGUGUGUGGAAUCGAAGCUGCUCUUCUGAGGAGCCCAGAUGGCUGCCGGCGCAGGUUUCGUCCUUGGUGGGGACAUGCUCUGAGCUGGAGCAAAGACCCUGAGAGAAGCUCUUGAGUUUCUGCUCGUUCGCACCAUGAGUUUGAUCUUCGUUUUUUUCAGUUCUGUGAGUUGCGACCUUUUUGUGUAUCCAGCCCUGGACAAGGCGGGGACAUGGGACAAUGGUGGGACAUGGAAGGCACUGGGCAUGCGAUGUCCAUCUGCAGGGACCAACCUGGAUCCCUCCUGACGCCUUUGCAAAGCUUUCCAAGCGAUGGUUCCCCUGCUUCUCCGCACUGUCUUCUCCAUCUGUAGCACUUAAUUCCUCCUGGGCUGACCCAAAGGCAACAGCCCCUGGGUCCGUUUUUAACCCUUCCCUUGUGAAUCACUGCACAUGAGACACCAGAAACAAAAUCCUCCAAAAUUUGGGUCCAUCCCAUUUGCCUCCUGGAUGCUGCUCCCAGCCAGUUGCCCAUUGAUGCUGCUUGGCUUUUGCUGGGCUUGGCAAAGCAGGACGGUGGGUUUUGGUGAUGGUGUUGGCGUGGGGUGGGCUGUACUGAAGCCCUGAGCCGUGGCAACACUUCAGGGCUGGGCAUGAGGAGUUCUCCAUGGCCCUGGUACCACCCAGGGACAAGCGUAUAGGGAUGGUGAUUGAGGGUGCCUGAUAGUUUUGGCUUCUUCCUGCUCUGAUUGGGUUUGAGAUGUCACUUUUUCUGUCCAGUAUUGUGAUAAUUACAGGGGUUUCUGCUUUCAGGGGAGAGCCUGGUUGUAAUCAAGCUGUGGUCAGGGUUUUCUCUCCCUCCAGUUGGCCUCGAGGAGAUGCAACCAGAGGGAUGCAGGUCUGGGCUCUGCCUUGGAGACUCAAGGAACCAAGGAGAGGUGGCUUCUGUCUUGAGGGCCAGGCAGAACCCUUCACAGUCAUUUUUUUCGGGGAGGGAGC
Molecule: messenger RNA, 5559 nt
Organism: Calidris pugnax (ruff)
Lineage: Eukaryota; Metazoa; Chordata; Aves; Charadriiformes; Scolopacidae
Gene: PTPRU
Product: protein tyrosine phosphatase, receptor type, U
Exons: 29
Coding region: 7-4128 (1373 amino acids)
Biological process (GO): protein dephosphorylation
Cellular component (GO): membrane
Molecular function (GO): protein tyrosine phosphatase activity; protein binding
Source: RefSeq, a predicted model, not a curated record